This is a messenger RNA of Centruroides sculpturatus (bark scorpion), 1366 nucleotides long. RefSeq names its product arginine and glutamate-rich protein 1-like. The transcript is spliced from 6 exons. The record is from RefSeq and is a predicted model, not a curated record. NCBI's taxonomy places the organism in Eukaryota, Metazoa, Arthropoda, Arachnida, Scorpiones, Buthidae. Gene Ontology annotation, cellular component: nucleoplasm; mitochondrion. Bases 87 to 842 code for a protein of 251 amino acids. Gene Ontology annotation, molecular function: cadherin binding.
AUUAAACAAUUAAUGAUCGAGUUUGGCGUCCAUUAUUAGUCGUUCGGAAGAUUGAAAUUAAUCUUAAUUAGAAGUCGAAAAUAAAUAUGGGAAGAUCUAGAAGCAGAAGCAGAUCGCCUAGCAAGCAUCGGCAUCGCAGUAAACAUUCUCAUAAGCGGUCUAGAUCGAGAGAAAAAAGUAAAGAACGGAUUAGCAAGUUAAGACUGACGAGUCGGACACCAGAAAGAAGAUUCCGCUCAAGGAAACAUUCCCGUUCAUCUUCAUCAAGUAGCAGUAGUGAUGCAUUAGAUGGACUACACAGUUCAAGUAGAAGAAAGAUGAAAAAAAUGGACGAAGUUGAACGAUUGGCAGAAUUGGAAAGACAGAGGAGACAAAAGGAAUUGCAGUCUAAAUUUAUUGAAGAUGAAACAUCAAAACGUAUAGAGGAGAUAGUUGCAAAAAGAGUUCAAGAAGAAUUACAAAAACGUAAAGAUGAUAUUGAAGCAGAAGUUUUACGUAGAGUUGAAGAAGCAAAGAAAAUAAUGGAGAAACAAAUGCUGGAAGAAAUGGAGAGAAGACGCCAAGUAGAAUUAGAAGAACAAAAACAAAAAGAGGAACAAGAAAGAAAGAAGAGAAUCGAACUGGAAAAAAUACUUGAGGAAAAUAACAGAAAAAUUGAAGAGGCACAGAAAAAAUUGGCCGAAGAGAGACUUGCAAUGAUAGAGGAACAGCGUAAAAUAGACGAAGAGAGGCAAAGAUUGCAGAAAGAGCGAGAAAAGAAAGUUAAACAAGAACAGCAAAUAAUUCUAAAUAAAGGAAAAGUCAGACCUAAGUUAUCAUUUGCUCUGAAGCAGGUGACAUGAUUUCUGAAAAAAUUGAUGAUCCAAAUUUCCAAUAUCCAUUGUACAUAUCUCUAAAGGCUUCGAAGCAAGCAUGAGACAUCUCUGGACUUUAAAAAUAAAUCCGUAGCUUUCCGGACACAAAGAGGAGAGUGUAUAUUGUUAAAACAAUUCCUCUUCCGUGCUGUUUGUUUAUAUCGUUCGUGAUGAAACCAUCACUUAUAAUUUGACAUUGGAUUAUUUUUAAUUGUGUCGAGAUUUUCAAUUGUCUCUUAUCAACGAUGAUAUAAAAUUUAUCAUCUGUAUAAAAAAAAUUAUUAUUAUUAUUCCAAAAAGUUUCUUAAAACCCAUUUUCUAAGUAAGACAGAAAUGGCAUUUUAAAAAUUCAGGUAAGUUAUAAAAUUAAGUUCUAGAACGAUGAUAAAUUUUAUAUUGUGGAAAUGUGUGUUCACAUCUUAAAAAAUUAGUUAUAUUCAAUUUAAACAUACAAGAAUGUGGAAAAUAUGGUUGUACAUAAACCCAGAAUAUAAUAAACCUUUAAUAAGCAA